AUGCACGACUCAAGUGCAAUCAACCCUUCCGACAAACCUUCCAGCCCUACCUCUCCACCUCCACUCGAUGAAGAGUCCAUUGCCCCAUUAAACUCGGCGGAAACACAUAUGCUAUCAAAGCUUGGAUCCAUGCCGAUUAGUGAAGAAAGUUGGAAGGAAGCUUUGGCCACCCAUCAGCAGAAAUUUCUCUUGCUCAAUACUCAAGACAAUCAUACACUUCCCAGGACGGCUCCGGCGACAGAACCUCAAGACAGUUAUAAUUCAGUGGUGUUCCAAGACUUGGCAUCCCUCGGUCCCCUGUACUCCGCUAAACCUCUCAAGCCCAAGCCAGCGUUCCUCCGGCUCCUUCCUCAUCCCGACAGCACAUCAACCCGGAAGAAUCCUACUUUGCCUCCUUUGAGUAUCAAUCAAGCCGCAAGUUUGGGGUCUGUUGACCGCGAACAUCAUCCCCAGUCUGACAGUACAAUCGGCUUCAAUAUGUCUUGUGCACCUUUCAAUCCCCUGAUUCCAUCGCUAGAUUCCGAUGGAGUUCUUGACGGUGGAGGACUCGAUGGGAUCUACGUACCAACCUUGUCGUCCCCUCUGUUGAUAGAUUUAGGGAACGAGUUGAUUUCCUUGUAUUCCCCAGUAAUCUCACGUGGGAUGAGAUUACCCCCGCCACUACCUCCUGAAAAAACAGACUCAUUCGACUUUGCGCCUGGUUCAACCAUGUAA
Melampsora larici-populina 98AG31 is the source of this 714-nucleotide messenger RNA. RefSeq lists its product as uncharacterized. Lineage: Eukaryota; Fungi; Basidiomycota; Pucciniomycetes; Pucciniales; Melampsoraceae. Bases 1 to 714 code for a protein of 237 amino acids. The transcript has 2 exons. The record is from RefSeq and is a predicted model, not a curated record.